Messenger RNA from Malaya genurostris, 2125 nucleotides. It is a transcript of the gene SmydA-1, whose product is annotated as SET domain-containing protein SmydA-8. The transcript has 6 exons. The coding region runs from base 301 to 1953 and encodes 550 amino acids. Lineage: Eukaryota; Metazoa; Arthropoda; Insecta; Diptera; Culicidae. Gene Ontology annotation, molecular function: protein binding. The record is from RefSeq and is a predicted model, not a curated record.
UCAUGCUGUGUGAUCGUGUGGACAGUUUGGGGUUCAGUAGAGACACGUUGUGUGCGAUCGGUCUUGAAAAAUUGAAGUAGUCCAAAAAUGGAAUAGAUUUACAUUUUCUUCAUCACAUUGCACCGGAACGCUUGGGCCGUGAUAGUGAGUUGCUGUGGAACGAAAACGCUUCAAAUAUUGAUAUUGGCAUUGUGCUAAACUGUCGGGAAAGGAAGUGAAAUAUAUAUAAUCACAGAAAUUCCGUAGAAUUUUAGUGCUCUGCAUUGAAGGAAAAUAAUUUGUUUUCCUGCAACAGUGAGAAUGGUGUCCGAAGUAGAUGAAAUUUCGACAGCUUCGUCAACAGCUAAGCCCGGUUCGACGAACGUGACGGAAACUCCUGGAGGGAUAUGCCCAGUCUGCAAUCAGUCGGCGAAAAAACGGUGCUCCGGAUGUAGUCUCGUGUACUACUGCAGCGUCGAACAUCAAAAACAGGACUGGAAGAAUCAUAAACAUGUUUGCCAUCCGUUCAAGAUCAGCAGUGAUGAACGUUUCGGACGGUACAUGGAGGCCACGAAGGACAUCAAAGCAGGUGCGAUUGUGCUGAAGGAAGCUCCGUUGGUGUGCGGGCCAUCCCAAAUAACCGCUCCCGUCUGCGUAGGAUGCCUUCAGGCACUCACCGAGAAACAGUUUCUCGAGUGCGAACGAUGCGGCUGGCCAGUGUGCAAACGAAAAUGUCAAGAUCGGUCCAGUCAUCAGGCGGAAUGCAAAUUCACCAUGGCCCGGGGUAGCAAGAUGUCGCUGCAGCACUUCUACGUCCCGCAUCCGGUUUAUCAGUGUGUAACUCCUUUGCGUUGUCUGCUACUGGCUGAGACCAAUCCGGCCAAAUGGCAAUCAUUAAUCAAAUUAGAAUCGCACGAGGAUCAGCGCCGGGGAUCGAAGCAAUGGCGAGACGAUCGGGAAGGAGUUGCCAAGCUGAUUCCACGAUUCUUCAAGUGUGAAAACAAAUGGACUGAGGAUGAAAUAUUGAGGGUGACCGGUAUUUUGCAAGUCAAUGGCCACGAGAUACCGCUGACCGAUCCACCGUCGGUGGCGGUCUACAGCAACGCCUCGAUGGCUGAACACUCCUGCACUCCGAAUCUGGCCAAGACGUUCACCACGAAGGGUGAAAUCGUCCUGUGGGCUCCGAAUCCGAUCAAGAGUGGCGAACGGUUGAGUAUCUCGUAUUCGGAUGUUUUGUGGAGCACGUGCAACCGGUUGGAUCACCUGCAGCAAACCAAAUUGUUCCGUUGUACAUGUGCCAGAUGCAUUGAUCCUACGGAAUUCGGAACCUAUUUCAGUGCCAUGAAAUGUUCUGGCUUCAAAAAAGAUUCGAGCUGUACUGGGUUAUUAUUGCCAGAGAGCGGCAAGAACUGGCAUAGCAAUUGGACUUGCAACAAGUGUAAAGCAGCGGUCGAAUUCAAGGAAAUUUCGACUAUUCUAGACAGAGUUAGAGUUGACCUGGACGCCAUGGAAAAAACCAACGAAAAGCAUUGCAACUUGUUCAUAUCUCAUUAUUCUCGCUGGCUGAGUCCAAAUCAUCACUAUCUUGUGGAUGUAAAAAUUUUACUUUCGCAAGUAAUCGGCGGCGGGAGUCCGGAUGCUAUCAAAGAGAUAUCAGAUGAAGAUUUAAUGAGUAAAAUGAAAAUGUGUCAAGAUUUGAUUCGUUUGUUUGAGAAGAUUUGUCCCGCUGAGGCUCGUGUUAUCGGCACAACCCGGUUCGAGCUGCACGCUGCAUUGGCAGAGUUUGCCCGCCGGGGAGUAGAAUCCGGAGGGCCUGCAGUAAAAAGUGCUCUCGAGGACUCACUGUACAACGCAAAUGAGUGCGUUCGGAUGCUGUCAAAUGAAUGUGACGAGAUGCCGGAGAGUCACAUUUGCGAACAAGCGAGAAUCAAUGUUAAAUCUUUGAUGAUGUUACUGGGAUUGAGAAUGGAAUAACUUUUUACGAACGAAAAGACAGAAAGACGAGUUUCGUUGUUUGACCAGAUUUUUUUUAGUGUGUUUGAUAUCUGGAAUAUGAGAAGAAUAUUCAAGCUUCGUCCGCAUAAUCAGUAGUUCUUGAACAAUCCGAAGUGACACUUGGCGGCAGUUCAAGUUGAAAUAAAGACUG